CAAACCAGUGACCUUUUGAUGCAUGGGACAGCACUCAACCAACUGAGCCACAUCGGCCAGGGCUCCACUUUUUUUUCUAACCUUGGGCAACCGAACUCCCAAGCUCAGUGUGGGCCUGGAGCCAAAAUCUAGCCCCUGCAUUUCCUGGCUCUAUAACUUUGUGGGCAACUUUCUUAAGGCUCUGUGCUUCCAUUUCCACACAAAAUGGGGUUAUGGUAGCCCCUCUUGAGGUGAUGCAGAGUAUUCAUUUGAGUUAAUAAAAAUAAAAUGGUGAGUGCUCUGUAAAUAACUAUUAGUUUUUAUUAUCCCUAUUUUACAGAUGAGAAAGGUGAGGCUCCAAAAGGAGACUAUAGCUUAGCCCAGGUCAGUCAGGGAGUGACUGGUGAGGAUAAAUAGUGGUCACGGCAGGGUAUCACCUACCCUAAAGUCCAACGUGAAAUAUUCACUCAGUACUUAAGUGCUGGUGCUAUUCCUGGCAAUCAAAGGGCCGCCUGUUCCCUCAGCACAGGAAAUUCCAAGCCAGGUACCCAAGCCGACUGGAGAAGAUGGAAUUGAAUAUCCCAGCCUGCCUGUCUGGGUCUCUGAUUGCUGAGGGGGUAGCUGUCACUUGGAGUGGCCUGGGUAGCUUUGGGUCUGUCUGGGCAUUUCCUUGGGUGGUCAGCCCUCACCCUGUCCUUGAAAUGGUUCUGGCUGGGCAGCAGUCUCUAGGUGGUUUGGGGCGGGGACAAGACUGAGAACACAGGUUUCCUUGUACUGCUGUAGAGAGGGAGGACAGGAGGAAAUUGGAGACCCCAUUCCCCCCUUAGUCACUCUCCUGCUCAUAGUCCAUGAUGGCUUGGUCCAGGGUGUUCCUCGGUGUCAUCAUCUUGCUGUCUGCCUUCCCAGGGCCCACUUUUGGGGGCCGCCCCAUGCCCAAGCUCGCUGACCGGAAGCUGUGUGCUGAUGAGGAAUGCAGCCACCCCAUCUCCAUGGCUGUGGCCCUUCAGGACUACGUAGCGCCCGACUGCCGUUUCCUGACCAUACACAGGGGCCAAGUUGUGUAUGUCUUCUCCAAGCUGAAGGGCCGGGGUCGGCUCUUCUGGGGAGGCAGCGUUCAGGGAGAUUACUAUGGAGACCUGGCUGCUCGCCUGGGCUUUUUCCCCAGUAGCAUUGUACGGGAGGACCAGACUCUGAAACCUGGCAAAAUCGAUGUGAAGACAGAUAAAUGGGAUUUCUACUGCCAGUGAGCUCAGCCUACCGCUGUCCCUGCGUUUUUGGUUUUUUUUUUACUCCCGGCUUUAUGCAAAUACAUCAGCCUAGUGCAAACUGCGA
Molecule: messenger RNA, 1311 nt
Organism: Miniopterus natalensis
Lineage: Eukaryota; Metazoa; Chordata; Mammalia; Chiroptera; Miniopteridae
Gene: MIA
Product: MIA SH3 domain containing
Biological process (GO): extracellular matrix organization
Molecular function (GO): protein binding
Source: RefSeq, a predicted model, not a curated record